Molecule: messenger RNA, 5508 nt
Organism: Macrosteles quadrilineatus (aster leafhopper)
Lineage: Eukaryota; Metazoa; Arthropoda; Insecta; Hemiptera; Cicadellidae
Product: unconventional myosin-Ib-like
Exons: 26
Coding region: 351-3560 (1069 amino acids)
Biological process (GO): vesicle transport along actin filament; actin filament organization
Cellular component (GO): vesicle; cytoplasm; actin cytoskeleton
Molecular function (GO): actin filament binding; ATP binding; microfilament motor activity
Source: RefSeq, a predicted model, not a curated record
UCUUCUGAUUAUGAGGCAGUUUCUAGCAUUGAUUGAUUUGAGUUAAAGUUAACGUUAAUCAAGCUUAAAUGAUUUUUUACUAUUGUGUUUCGGUGUGCGAUGAAUGUUAGUUACGAUAUUUUUUUCGACAACACCUAGUGUGCUUUUAAUUCAAAGUUAAGUUGAAUAAACGAUGAGUGCUUUGAAAUUAAGUUGAACGUCCCAUGGCCUAAUUUGUGACUAUGUGAAUAUUAAUGUACAAAUGACUAAUGAGAUGUUUAAAGUUUUAAAAUGCUCGCCUAUAAACUAUAUAAGAAAUUAUGCUAGGGUCCUAAUUUUUUAGGACCUAGAGAAAUUGCCAGUUGGGUGUGAUGGACUUGUUGAGUCUAGAGCAAGAGGUGGGUGCUUGGGACUCAGUACUGCUAGACCCCCUCACUGAGGACUCCUUCAUAGCCAAUCUGCACCAGAGGUUCAAGAGAGACCAUAUCUAUACAUACAUAGGUAACGUGCUGGUUUCCAUCAAUCCGUACAAGAAGUUAGCCAUCUACUCCAACAGUUUGGCUCAAGAGUACAGAACUAGGGGUCCAUUUCAACUACCACCCCACAUAUUUGCUGUAGCAGGAUCAGCCUACCGUUGGCUGAGAGAUUGUAAUCAGGAUCAGUGUGUGGUUGUGUCAGGGGAGAGUGGAUCAGGAAAAACAGAAGCUGCCAAAAUGGUGCUACAUUUCAUCGCGGUCACGUCAUCUGCAGACGAUGUAGUUCGAGAAAGACUUAUACAGUCUGCCCCAUUACUGGAAGCCUUUGGGAAUGCAAAAACUUAUAGAAAUGACAACUCCUCCAGAUUUGGGAAAUACAUUGAUAUCGAGUUUGAUUACAAAGGAGACCCUUUAGGUGGAACUAUUACAAACUAUUUAUUGGAAAAAUCUCGUGUAACAUGCCAAGCUCAAGGAGAAAGAAACUUUCAUAUUUUUUACCAGUUGCUCACUGGAGCUGAUAUUCAGCUUCUUAAAUGCCUCAAGUUGCAGAGAAACCUUGAAAACUAUGUGCUACUGAGGAGCAGUAGAUCUCUUCAACUGGAGACGGUUGAUGACAAGAGAGACUUCUUAACAACACGGAAAUCAUUUGAGACCCUCGGUCUUUCUCUUGAGGAGACGGUCAGUGUCCUGAAGGUGGUUGCCAGUGUUCUCAAGUUGGGUAACCUCACAUUCUUGCCCACCAGCAACAUCGAUGGCACCGAGGGAUGUACAAUCAGCAACGACUACGAGUUGUACGAGGUUUGUGACCUGCUAGAGACGGAACCGUCUUGUCUACAGACUGCUGUGACGUCACGUAACCUGCAGGUCACAGAGACGUGUGACCCUCCUCUAGUCACAGAACUGUCAGCUACUGAAGCCACACAUGCCAGAGAUUCCUUGUGUAAGGCCCUCUACAGUAGACUCUUCACUUGGCUUGUCAACCGAAUAAACGAAGCUCUUAAGGUGAGAAGGUAUGGCAAGAGGAGAGUACUAGGCAUUCUAGAUGUAUACGGGUUUGAAAUGCUAGAGAAGAAUGGGUUUGAACAGUUUGUUAUCAACUUCUGCAACGAGAAGCUUCAUCAGGUCAUCAUUGAAGCCACUCUGAAACAGGAGCAGGAAGAGUACCUUAGGGAGGAUAUUACCUGGACACCGGUAGAUUUCUUCAACAACUCCAAUGUCUGUCACAUCAUAGAAAAGAACAACCAUGGAAUCCUGUCAAUCUUGGAUGAAGAGAGUAGUAAAGCAAAUGUGUCGGAUGAAGUGUUCUUAUCACGGGUUCAAGCACUUUGUGGUCACAGCCACACGACGCCAGAGAGAAGAAACCGCCACACGUCAACAUCGGAUAACAGCCUACCUCCCAAUUGUUUCAGGUUGAGACACUUUGCUGGCACUGUGACUUACAAUGUGACAGGCUUCAUAGAGAAAAACAAUGACUUCCUACCUCGGGACAUUUCAAUGGCCAUGCACCGAUGUCAACACCCGCUGCUCAAAACACUCUUUCCUGAAGGUAACCCGAAGAGGGCUUGUGUUAAGAGACCAGUUACAACCGGGACACAGUUCAAGAUAGCCAUUCAGGGACUAGUACGCAAUCUAACCACAAAGCAACCGCACUAUGUUAGGUGCAUCAAGCCUAAUGAGCUCAAACAACCCCGGAUUUUUGAAAUGGCCUUAGUUCAACAUCAAGUUAGAUAUUUAGGACUUCUGGAGACAGUUCGGUUGAGAAGAUGUGGGUUCUGCUUCCGCCUGACCUACACCCAGUUCCUGACCAGGUAUAAGAUGCUCUCCUUGCAGACAUGGCCCUGCUGGGUAGGCACUCCAGUUGAAGGGGUGUCCUACCUUCUGAGAGACCUCCCCAUCCCUCCUGCCGAGUUUGCCUUUGGACGCAGCAAGAUAUUUGUCCGUAGUCCUAGAUCUGUAUUUGAACUAGAAGAAUUCAGAAGAGAAAGAUUAGAAGACCUAGCAACACUUAUUCAAAAGAUCUGGAGAGGGUAUAGAGAAAGAAAGCAUUUUUUAAGAAAAAAGAGAAGUCAAAUCAUCAUUGCAGCUGCUUGGAGAAGUUGGAGGGAAUGUCGGUUUGGUGUACCUUUUCAAGGAAGACGGCACUUGUGGUGUCUUUACCGUGUGGCAAGAGAAGAGUAUCGAAUCCUCAAAAGAAGAAAACAGAUAGAAUGGGCUGUUGGAGUUAUCCAAAGGCAUUUCAUCAUGUGGAAAAGAAGGCAGAUGUUGAUACGACUGAGCCAACAGUUAACCCUGGAGACUGAGUCGCCUGUGUGUAGAGAUUGGCCUCCCUGUCACCCUCGGCUGUCAGACACCAACAUGCUGUUGUGCCGCUUGCAUCACAAGUGGAGGUGCCACAAGUACAGAUUGAGAUUCGACCAGACGGCAAGAAAUAGAAUGAGAGAAAAAGUAACAGCUAGCAUAAUUUUCAAAGAAAGAAAAGCCUCAUACCCAAGAAGUGUGGGACACCCUUUCCUUGGUGAUUAUGUAAGGCUGAGGCAAAAUGUCCAAUGGAAGAAGAUAUGUGUAGAGAACAAUGAUCAGUAUGUGGUAUUUGCCGACAUCAUCAAUAAGAUCACUCGAUCUAGUGGGAAGUUUGUGCCAAUCCUGUUUGUGCUAUCAACCAGUGCCAUGUUGAUUCUGGAUCAGAGGACUCUGCAGGUUAAGUACCGUGUACCUGCCACCGAGAUCUACAGGCUGUCCCUAUCUCCCUACCUAGACGAUGUUGCUGUCUUCCAUGUCAAAGCUCCUAGUCCGCUGUCUGACUGCUCGAGUGAUCUGGGACCCCCUCCCCCCACCCCUGGCUGUCUGUUCCAGAGCGAACUCGCACGAAAGAAGGGCGACUUUGUGUUUCAAACCGGUCAUGUCAUUGAGAUUGUCACCAAACUGUUCCUUGUCGUUCAAAACGCUGUUGGGAAACCUCCUCAAGUCAACAUCAGUACAGAGUUCGAGGCCAACUUUGGACAGCAGACAGUCGCUGUGGUGUUCAAGUGUACUGGUCUGCCAGAAGUGCAGCCUGGCCAAAUCAGGGUGAUGCGACGAGCCAAUAAGAUGGAAAUACUCGUAUGAUCUCAGCCUCAACUGUGAUACCACCAAUGCCUUCAGCACUUGCUACCUUUCAGGUCAGCCAUGACGACAUCGCGAUCCCUCUCUUCAAGCACAAAUGUUUGUUGGAUCGUGGGUUCCUACUGUCGGCCUAGUCUGUACCUUUAGUCUCGACUCUAGACACUAGAGCUCCAUUUAAGUUACCCUCGUCCUCUUCAAUCUGGCCUUUAUUGUAUUGUCAAAUAACAUUUUGGUUUUUCUCAUACCUAAAAAAAGGUGCAUUCAGUGUUUCCAUGUGCAUAAUGUGGGAAAAUGGAAUUUUUUGCUCCAAAGCCUGAUUUUCUUUUUAUACUGCUUUCUAGAUAAAAACUAACCCCAAUUUACAAAAUUAUUUUAGUUAUUUAAUUUCGCUAUUUAAUAGCUUUUUAAACAUUAUACAUAAAAAUAUCACUUGGUAUGGUACAGAAUAGUGGUAUAAAAUUGGGAUUUUUCAUUACAUUUAAGUGGGAUGAAACGGGGUUUUCUCGACCCAAUUAGCGGGAUUUUUGUUUUGGUUACAGGGAAACAAGAUGACCUAAAAAUUAAGUAGUUAACUUAGCAUUCAAGGACAUAUGCUCAAGUAAUAACUAAUACUCAUUUUUUUAAAUAUAAAAAUACUGUUUGUUUUGUGUUUAAAUUGCUGAGAAAAAAGUCAUUCAAAACUUUUAUUAUGUAUUGAAUAUUGAUAUGUAUUGAGUCAGAAUAAUUCACUUCAAGGCCAGAUUCAAGAGGUGGAUAGUUUUAAUAUAGCUGAAUAUAAUAUAUAUUUUCAGAGACUAUAAACAAUUAGUGUUCAAUAUAUUUGGCAGAUAUGUGCUUUAUACAUAAGUUUAUAAAUUAGGAUUGGUGUUAAAUCACUUUGUAUACAAUUUGUUUAAAACAUCUUGGUCCAAAUUGUGAUAUUAUGAAAAUUAAGCGUGUUCUGCUCUUACUUUGGUCAUACUUUAGGCAUUGUAUGUGAAAUAACUAUGUAGUCUCAUAAUCUUAAAACAGUUUAUCUUGGUUAAAUAUUUCAAAUAAUGGUGUAGGUUGUUUGUGUUAUGCCUUAGGUAUUAAUUGUUUGUAUUUUUUUUAUUCCACUGUUAAAACCUCAAAAAACUAUUAUUGUCAGUAAAUUUCUCCAAAAAGUACACAGUAUACUUUACCAAGAGCCGCACAUUGAACGUUAGACCUAGAAUUGUCAUAGAUGGUGUCAAUGUUUUUUGUUAAGUGUCAUAAACGUUUCGUAUGGUUUUCAAAUGUCACACAUAUUUUGAUACUUCAUCACCAAUUCAGACAAGUCUGUUUGCCUCAACCAUAGUUGUCAUUGUUGUUUAUUACAUGGGUUAAAUUAUGAUUUUUAAGAUGGAAAACAGAUACCAACAUAUUAAUAGUAGUUUACACAACGAUCGUGUAAAAGCUAUUUAGCAAUUGAAAAGGAUAGUUUAAAAAACGGUCGUAGGUCAAAUAAUUUUUAAAAACUUACCUAUUAUUAAAGAAGCAAUAUUUUUAACCAAAAUGCACCUGCUUAUAUCGGUCACAUGUCUUAAGUAGGGAUGGACGAGAUUGGAUUUUUAGUUCGAGACGAGACGAGACGAGAUAUUUUAUUUCUCAUAAAAUUUCGAGACGAGAUCGAGACGGGAUUUCCCUUCUCAUACACAACGGGAAAUGCACGUUCGGAAUUUUUACCUGAUUUUGUAACAUUGUUAGAUGACUGUUUAAAUACAAAAAUAAUGAUAAUAGGCAAGAAUAUUUACAAUCUUUUAUUAAAAAACAUCAGCAUAGCAUUUUUUUAUUAAUCACGCCUAACUUAUUAAAAAUGCCUACGAUUAGGAAACAUAGUGAUAUCAGUUAGGAUAGAGUUCAACUUAUCCUAAAAUAAAAUAAAUCAUAAAAUAAAAUAUUAAUUUUUAUAGAAUAGUUACUUGUUUUGACUUUUUUUAUAGUAAUAAAA